UCCCCUUUCCUUCUUCAUCAUCACUUCCGGCAUCACAACCCUCACUGCAUCUUCCUUAGAAUCCCCUCUCCUCUCUACAAUCAUCACCUUCAAAAAGCGCCUGGCUUCCCCAUACUCACAUAUACAAAAUACGCUCGCAUCUCCCUAGUACACAUAUCCACAUCCUUUAAUAACAAUGGUUAAGGAAACCAAGUUCUACGAGGCCCUCGAGGUCGAUCCCAGCUGCUCUGACUCUGAGCUCAAGAAGGCCUACCGCAAGUUGGCCUUGAAGUACCAUCCUGACAAGACUGGAGGCGCUACUUCUGAAAAGUUCCAAGAGAUCAGCCACGCAUAUGAUAUCCUUUCCGACUCCCAGAAGCGUACGAUCUACGAUCAAUAUGGCGAGGCUGGACUUUCCGGCGAGGGUGGUCCUGGAAUGGGCGGUGGCCUUUCUCCCGAGGAUUUGUUCUCUCACUUCUUUGGAGGUGGCGGCGGUGGACGUGGUGGUCGCCCUUCGGGUCCCCGCCGUGGCAAGGAUGUUGCACACGGACUGAAGGUCUCUCUGGAGGAUCUCUAUAAGGGCAAGACUACCAAGCUUGCUCUCCAGAAGAACGUCAUCUGUGAACACUGCGAUGGUAAGGGAGGCAAGGAGGGUGCUGUCAAGACUUGCACAACUUGCCAUGGCCAGGGUUACCGUGUUAUGUUAAGACAGAUGGGCCCUAUGAUGCAGCAGAUCCAGCAGCCUUGCGGCGACUGCCGUGGUGAGGGUGAAAUCAUUAACCCCAAAGACAAAUGCAAGUUCUGCAAUGCUCGCAAGGUCUUACAGGUCCGCAAGGUCCUCGAGGUCCACAUCGAUCGAGGCAUGAAGGACGGCAGAAAGAUUGUCUUUAAUGGCGAGGGUGACCAGGCGCCAGGCACUGUCCCCGGCGAUGUAGUUAUUGUUCUGGAGCAGCGUGAGCACGAUCGCUUCAAGCGCAGCGGAGACGACCUGUUCUACGAUGCCAAGAUCGACCUCGUUACUGCCCUUGCUGGUGGAAAGAUCCAGAUCCCUCAUCUUGACGACCGUGUCCUCGUCGUCGAGAUCCUUCCUGGCGAAGUCAUCAAGCCUGGUGAGUUGAAGGCUGUGAUGAACCAGGGCAUGCCCACGGAAAGACACCACGACUUUGGCAAUCUCUAUAUCCAGUUUGAGAUCGAGUUCCCUGCCUCCAACUGGACCGAGCUUACAAAGAUCGAGCAGCUCCGAUCUAUCCUCCCUCCAGCUACUCCACUUCCUACCAUUCCUAAGGGAGCACAUAUUGAAGAGGUCAGCUUGACCGAGAUGGAUCCUCGCCAGAAGGCGAGAGCCGAGCAAGGUCAUAUGGGAGGCGAUGACGACGAGGAGGGUGGCCAUCCCGGCGUGCAGUGCGCACAGCAGUAAAUACAAAUCCACAGCCGCAAUCCAGAUGCAUUUUGCAAUUGUAGAGAGUCGUUAUCUAUCUAUCUUCUUUACAGUCAUAUCAUGUUUCGUUUCCUCUUUGUUUUCUCUCUCUUUUUCUCUCCCAUUAAAGUAUUUUUUUAAUCACUA
Gamsiella multidivaricata is the source of this 1543-nucleotide messenger RNA. RefSeq lists its product as uncharacterized. The record is from RefSeq and is a predicted model, not a curated record. NCBI's taxonomy places the organism in Eukaryota, Fungi, Mortierellomycota, Mortierellomycetes, Mortierellales, Mortierellaceae. Gene Ontology annotation, molecular function: Hsp70 protein binding; ATP binding. Gene Ontology annotation, biological process: response to heat; protein refolding. The coding region runs from base 176 to 1396 and encodes 406 amino acids. Gene Ontology annotation, cellular component: cytoplasm; nucleus; cytosol. The transcript has 3 exons.